Messenger RNA from Grosmannia clavigera kw1407, 219 nucleotides. RefSeq lists its product as uncharacterized. NCBI's taxonomy places the organism in Eukaryota, Fungi, Ascomycota, Sordariomycetes, Ophiostomatales, Ophiostomataceae. Gene Ontology annotation, biological process: proton motive force-driven ATP synthesis. The transcript is spliced from 3 exons. The coding region runs from base 1 to 219 and encodes 72 amino acids. The record is from RefSeq and is a predicted model, not a curated record.
AUGGUCGCCUACUACUCCAUCCUCGGUCGCCAGGUCGGCUCCCACUAUCUGGCCAUUGCCACCCUCUCGACCCUCUUCGGUGGUGUCUACAUCGCAUCGUCCGGCCCCAGCAAGAAGGUUGCUCAGCUGCCGCCCAUCAACGCCGGUUCUCCGGACGAGGCGGAUUUUGUCAAGAAGUUCAUCGAGGAGGCCGACGGCAAGAAGAAGGAGGCACACUAG